This is a messenger RNA of Poecilia latipinna (sailfin molly), 5454 nucleotides long. It is a transcript of the gene rerea, whose product is annotated as arginine-glutamic acid dipeptide (RE) repeats a. The record is from RefSeq and is a predicted model, not a curated record. The transcript has 22 exons. Gene Ontology annotation, biological process: regulation of DNA-templated transcription. Gene Ontology annotation, cellular component: nucleus. Gene Ontology annotation, molecular function: sequence-specific DNA binding; transcription corepressor activity; chromatin binding. The coding region runs from base 456 to 5087 and encodes 1543 amino acids. Lineage: Eukaryota; Metazoa; Chordata; Actinopteri; Cyprinodontiformes; Poeciliidae.
UGAAGAAGGAUGCUGUCAUGCUGAGUACCUCUCAUACACACCAGUCUGAGCAUCCCGGCAACGAUUACUCCCUCUGUAUUCUCAUAGUCCAUCAUUUAUGACAGCAUUAUUCCAAAAGCCGCUCGCUUAGUUCCAGCUACAUAAGAAAAAGACACACAGGUGGCACUGCAGCUGUUGUACUACUACUGUUGUAGUGGCGACACUUGGCUAACUAACGUUGGCUAAUUGCCCCUGCUGCUGCUGCUGCUAUUGUUUGUUGUUGCAGUCUCUCAUCAAACAAAUCACAGAUGUUGUAGAGCAAGCUCUUUAAGGUUUCCUGAAACACUGGGGUUGUUGGUGUGGCCGAAUUUUCCCUGGAUUUGACUGGUAAAUUCAGAAUUCUGAAGCCCAGGCUCACAGUCUACCUUUCACGGAGGCCCAGCCGUGAGAGGACUGAGGAAGGCACGUGGCGGAUCAUGACGGCCGACAAAGAGAAGGAACGGGAGAAAGAGCGGGACAGAGACAGAGACAGGGACCGGGACAAAAGGGAGGCCGGGAAAUCUCGCCGGCAGGACGGAGACCGGGGCGAGAGCGAGAGCUCCAGGCCGCGCCGCAGCUGCACGCUGGAGGGCGGGGCCAAGAACUAUGCAGAAAGCGAGCACAGCGAAGACGAGGACAACGACAACGGCAGCACCGGCGGAGGCAGCGGCACGGCCGAGGAGGCCGGCAAGAAGGGCAAGAAGAAGAUGCCCAAGAAGAAGUCGCGCUACGAGCGCACAGAGAACGGAGAGAUUACGUCCUUCAUUACGGAAGACGACGUUGUUUACAGACCCGGAGAUUGUGUGUACAUCGAGAGUCGGCGACCCAAUACUCCAUACUUUAUUUGUAGCAUUCAGGAUUUCAAGCUGAGUAAACGGGACCAUCUGCUGAUGAAUGUGAAAUGGUACUACCGCCAGUCGGAGGUGCCCGACUCUGUGUACCAGCACCUGGUGCAGGAUCGCAACAAUGAGAACGAUUCUGGUCGCGAGCUGGUCAUCACAGACCCGGUGGUCAGGAGUCGAGAGCUCUUCAUCUCCGACUACGUGGACACAUAUCAUGCUGCUGCUCUCAGGGGGAAAUGCAACAUUUCCCAUUUCUCUGACAUUUUUGCUGCCCGGGAGUUCAAAGCCCGGAUCGACUCCUUUUUCUACAUCCUGGGAUACAACCCAGAGACCAGGCGACUGAACAGCACACAGGGGGAAAUCCGAGUGGGACCGAGUCACCAGGCAAAGCUCCCAGAGCUGCAGCCUUUCCCCUCCCCUGGUGGCCAGGCCGUGACCGAGAAUGAGGAGCUGGUCUGGAUGCCAGGGGUCAACGACUGUGACCUUCUUAUGUACCUCAGAGCUGCAAGGAGCAUGGCUGCCUUUGCAGGGAUGUGCGACGGAGGAUCGACAGAAGAUGGCUGCCUAGCCGCCUCUCGAGAUGACACUACCUUAAACGCACUUAACACUCUUCAUGAGAGCAGCUACGAUGCAGGCAAGGCUCUGCAGCGUCUGGUGAAGAAGCCGGUACCUAAACUGAUAGAGAAGUGCUGGUCUGAGGAUGAAGUGAAGCGCUUCAUUAAAGGGCUGAGACAGUUUGGCAAAAACUUCUUCAGGAUCCGAAAGGAGCUGCUGCCCAACAAAGAAACGGGGGAGUUGAUUACUUUCUACUAUUAUUGGAAGAAGACACCGGAGGCAGCCAGCUGCCGAGCCCACAGGAGACACCGCCGCCAGCCUGUCUUCCGCCGCAUCAAAACACGAACCGCUUCGACUCCUGUCAACACCCCCUCACGCCCGCCCUCAAGCGAGUUCUUGGACCUGAGCUCUGCCAGCGAAGAUGACUUUGACAGUGAAGACAGCGAACAGGAGCUGAAGGGCUACGCCUGCCGCCACUGCUUCACCACCACCUCCAAGGACUGGCACCACGGGGGCCGGGAGAACAUCUUGCUGUGCACCGACUGCCGCAUCCACUUCAAGAAGUACGGGGAGCUGCCCCCCAUCGAGAAGCCCGUGGACCCGCCACCAUUUAUGUUCAAACCCGUCAAAGAGGAAGAGGAUGGCCUCGGCGGGAAGCAUAGCAUGAGGACUCGACGGAACCGAGGCUCGAUGUCAACGCUACGCAGUGGUCGCAAGAAGCAGACAGUCAGUCCCGAUGGCCGAGCCUCACCUACCAACGAGGAUCUGCGCUCCAGCGGCCGCACUUCGCCGAGCGCAGCGAGUACUGACAGCACCGACAGCAAGACAGACUCCAUGAAGAAGACAAGCAAGAAGAUUAAAGAGGAAGCGCCGUCACCUAUUAAGAGCGUCAAACGGCAACGAGAGAAGGGAGCUUCGGACUCGGAGGAACCUGAAAGGGCCAGUGCCAAAAAGUCCAAGACACAGGAGCUCACCCGGCCGGACUCGCCCUCUGAAUGUGACGGGGAGGGAGAAGGGGAGGGCGAGAGCUCCGAUGGGCGGAGCAUCAACGAGGAGCUCAGCAGCGAUCCAAAAGACAUUGACCAGGACAACCGCAGCUCCUCCCCCAGCAUCCCCAGUCCCCGUGACAACGAGAGCGACUCGGACUCCUCGGCCCAGCAGCAGCAGCUCCUGCAGACCCAGCAUCCGCCGGUCAUCCAGUGUCAACCGGGCUCGUCAGUCGCCUCCUCAGCACCUGUUCCUCCCACCACCUCAGCCCCCUCUCUGCCUCCGCAGGUGGCGCCCACUGCCACCUCCACCUCUCUACCUCCUCAGCCGCUGCCCCAGACCAGCCCGAUGUCUCUCAUCCAGGCCGGGGCAUCGCUUCACCCCCAGAGGCUACCGUCUCCUCAUUCGCCUCUGACUCAGGCUCCGCCCCCUGGCCCGCCUCCAUCGUUACCCAGCCCCCAUCAUGGCCCUAUGCCCCCCAUGCCACAUCCACUACAGCCAGGACCUCCACUCCUGCCGCAUUCUCACGCCAUGACCGCUCAGGGAUUCCCUGUGGCUGCCUCUCAGGUCCCGCCCCCGCCCAUCUCUAGCCAAUCACAGCAGAGGUCUCACAGUCCUCCUCCUCAGUCUCAGCCUUCCUCUCAGAGCGGAGGCCAGCCUCCCAGAGAGCAACCUCUGCCCCCUGCGCCCAUGCCCAUGCCUCACAUCAAGCCCCCUCCCACUACCCCCAUCCCCCAGAUGCCCACCCCACAGUCUCACAAACACCCCCCUCACGGGUCUGUCCCUCCGUUCCCUCAGAUGCCCUCAAACCUGCCCCCUCCUCCUGCCCUGAAGCCCCUCAGCUCUUUAUCCAACCACCACCCUCCAUCAGCACACCCCCCGCCCCUCCAGCUGAUGUCCGGGGGACAGCAGCUCCAGCCUCCACCAGCCCAGCCUCCGGUUCUCACCCAGUCCCAGAGUCUACCGCCAUCGGCCAGCCACCAGCCUCCCCCGCCGCCGCCCCUGCCCCCUCCGGCAGCGGCCUCACAUCCCGGCGGGGCGCCACAACAGCCCCCAUUCUCCUCACAUCCUUUCAGCACAGUUCUACCUCCAAGCGGCCCACCACCUUCCUCAUCGAACUCUAUGCCUGGCUUACAGCCGCCCUCUUCUUCCGCCCCGUCCUCUUCCAUCUCCAUGCCACUUCCUGCCUCGGUCAGCUGCGCUCCGCCCACCCAGGCGGUCCCGCCUGUACACAUCAAAGAGGAGCCGCCAGAUGAGUCGGAGGAGCCGGAGAGCCCGCCUCCCCCGCAGAGGAGCCCCUCACCGGAGCCCACUGUUGUCAAUACGCCCAGCCACGCCAGCCAGUCAGCACGGUUCUACAAGUACCUGGACCGAGGUUAUAACUCGUGCGCUCGGACAGAUUUCUACUUCACUCCGCUGGCCUCGUCUAAGCUGGCCAAGAAGAGAGAGGAAGCUCUGGAGAAAGCAAAGCGAGAAGCUGAGCAGAAAGCGAGGGAAGAGAAGGAGCGGGAAAGGGAAAAGGAAAAAGAACGAGAGAGAGAGCGGGAGCGGGAAAAGGAGGUGGAGCGUGCAGCGAAAGCUUCCAGUUCUGCUCACGAGAGCAGAAUGGGGGAGCCCCCGAUGGCCGGCCCCACCCACAUGCGGCCCCCGUUCGACGGCCCCCCGACCACGAUCGCAGCGGUGCCUCCGUACAUCGGCCCCGACACGCCCGCGCUGCGCACCCUCAGCGAGUACGCCAGACCCCACGUCAUGUCGCCCACCAACAGGAACCACCCGUUCUUCGUCUCGCUCAACCCCGCCGACCAGCUGCUGGCCUAUCACAUGCCCAGCCUGUACAACGCCGACCCCGCCAUGCGGGAGCGGGAGCUGCGGGAGCGGGAAAUGCGGGAGAGGGAGAUCCGCGAGCGCGAGCUGAGGGAACGGAUGAAACCGGGCUUCGAAGUCAAACCCCCAGAGAUGGACUCGCUCCACCCUUCAACAAACCCCAUGGAGCACUUCGCCCGGCACGGGGCUCUCACCCUGCCCCCCAUGGCCGGCCCUCACCCGUUCGCCUCCUUCCACCCGGGCCUGAACCCGUUGGAGCGUGAGCGGCUCGCCCUCCCGGGGCCCCAGCUGCGGCCGGACAUGACCUACCCAGAGCGGCUGGCAGCAGAGAGGCUCCAUGCGGAGCGGAUGGCCACGGUGGCCAACGACCCCAUCGCUCGCCUGCAGAUGUUCAACGUCACGCCGCACCACCACCAGCACUCGCACAUCCACUCCCACCUCCACCUCCACCAGCAGGACCCGCUCCACCAAGGUGGUGGUGAAUGUCUUGUCUGUCCUCCAGGCUCGGGGGCCCACCCGCUGGCCGUCGACCCGCUGGCAGCCGGACCUCACCUGGCGCGCUUCCCCUACCCGCCCGGCGCCAUCCCCAACCCUCUCCUGGGCCAGCCGCCGCAUGAACACGAGAUGCUGCGCCACCCGGUCUUCGGUGCUCCGUACCCACGGGACCUACCAGGGGGUCUUCCGCCGCAGAUGUCGGCAGCCCACCAGCUGCAGGCCAUGCACGCCCAGUCGGCAGAGCUGCAGCGGCUGGCGAUGGAGCAGCAGUGGCUCCACGGCCACCACCACAUGCACGGCGGGCCGCUUCCUGGUCAGGAGGACUACUACAGCCGACUGAAGAAGGAGAGCGACAAGCAGCUGUAACCAACCGGAGGGAGGCGGCGACCGACGAGUGCAGGACACAGGAAGUUGUCACAAAAGCAGCGGUCUUGGAGGCUCCUCACGAACCUCUGAACACCUUCAGUCUUGAAGAACAGGAACAGGCCGAGCGGAUCGUCUGAGUUUCUUCAGUUUCUGUUCCCGUCGAGGACCUUUGAUUUCCCUUUUUUUUUUUGUUUGUUUUUUUUAAUUAUUAUUAUUUUAUUUUUCCAAGACAUUGACUUUCUUUGGUAUAUAACCAGUAGUGACAACAUCCUCAAGACUCCUGCAUGACAAGCUUCCCUGAUGUUUUGUAGGUGCUAGAACAAGACACUGUGCUUAUCAAAAAAAAAAAAGAACGGAGAAAAAAAAC